AUGCUUCUCGGUGAAAAUUGUGUCCACGAGACGUACUACGAGAUUCUCUCCGUGAAAGAAGAUGCGAGCUACGAAGAAAUUCGUAAUAGCUAUCGUUCUGCGAUCCUCCAUUCUCAUCCAGAUAAGCUUAACAGUUCUCGUUGUAGCUCAGACGAAAAGUUUCUGAAGAUUCAAAAAGCGUGGGAAAUCUUAAGCGAUGCAGAGCUACGUGUAGUUUACGACAAUGAUCUUCGUUCUUCGAGACAGGACGGAAUCACUGCCGAUGAGAUUAGCAUUGAGGAUAUGUCGGUGGAGAUCACUGGAGAAGUGGAAAUGAUGGAGCUUUAUUAUCAGUGUAGGUGCGGUGAUUACUUCUCUGUUGAUUCUACUGAGCUAGAGACAAUGGGGUUUGUGCUGUUGAGAGAUGGUGAUUUUGUUCAAGUUAGGAGAUUGGGUGCUUUUGUGGCAUCUGUUGUUCUUCCUUGUGGAUCUUGUUCUUUAAAAACCAGAGUUUUGGUCAAUUCGGAUAUGAGGGUUCCUCUCUGA
Messenger RNA from Arabis nemorensis, 525 nucleotides. Lineage: Eukaryota; Viridiplantae; Streptophyta; Magnoliopsida; Brassicales; Brassicaceae. The record is from the annotation of a GenBank genome assembly.